UCUUGAAGAGAAUGUUUUAUGUUCACAUGACGUUUCUGUUUAGAUUGAAAUGGUGCUUGCUCUAAUACCCUGUUUAUGGUAAUUUAUCAUUGCAGAGUAUGUCUAGUCUGUUGGUUAGACUUAGGAUAUGGUAUGAUGGGAAGUUUGUUGGUAAUAAUCAAUAUGUAGAAAAACUGUGUUUGGACAUUCCUGAAUAUGAUGUGUUCGAGUUUGAGGAGGCAUUUGUGCAUGAGGUGUUGGGUGCUGAUUUGGGGUGUGAGAGUAUGUCUAGGUAUGCAUUCAAAGAUAAAGAGACUGGUGAGUUCACAUUUGUGAAUGUUGAUGAUGAAGAAACUGACUUUGUUAGUCUAGCAUUGAAGUUUGUGGAUGAGAAGAAGAAUUUGGAGAUUUUAUGUGAAUGUAAUACGGCUGUUGCAGAGGUAGCAGAGGUAGAAAAGAUAGCAGAUAAGAUUGAUGAUAAAACUCUUGAAGAUGAUCACGAUGAGGAGCUGGAGGAUAGUGAUUGGGAGCUUUUUGAAAAUGUUGUUGAAGAUGGUACUGAUUCAAGUGAUGAUGGGCUUGAGGAGAGUGAUUUCUCCGAUGAAGAUGAUAAGUUUUUGGAAGCUAGACGAACAAAGGAAAGGCCAAGCAAAAAAGAGAAGAUUGUAGAAGAAAAAGGAAAGAGUAUUCUACAUGAAAGCUCUACAAUUCCAUCUACUUUGGUUGUCUUACCAAAUGAGGAUGAGUUUGAUUCGGAUGCCUCUUGUGAGAGUUUGGAUGACGAUGGCAACAUAAAACCAAAGAGCAAACUAUACUCCAAGAAUAUCCCUUUCAAUGAUGUGAAGUUGGAGCUUGUAAUGAGAUUCAAGGAUGCGAAAGAGUGCCAAGAUGUAGUGCGGCAAUGGGCUGUUGCAAAUGGCUACAAUAUCAAGUGGACUAAGACUUCAUAUGGUAAGGUUGAAGCUGUUUGCGCACCAGGAUGCAAUUGGAGGUUAUAUGCUAGUAGGAUACAUGGGCAACCCACGUGUAUAAUUAAAACCUUGAAUGUGACACACUCUUGCAUAAGAGCACAAGUUAAUAGGCAAGUGAAUGCGAAGUUCGUGGCUGCCCAUUUCUUACCGAAGCUUAGAAACAAUGCUAAUAUAACGGUCAAAGAAAUGAUUGUUGAUUUGGAGGUGACAUAUGGCUGUAAAGUUAGACCAAUGAAAUGUUAUAGGGGUAAACGGUUGGCGUUGGAGCAGAUUAGGGGCACAUUUCAUGAUCAUUAUGCCAAGCUUAGACCCUAUGUGAUGGAGUUGAUGAGGAACGACAAAGAAGGUCGUUUUGAGUUGAAAACCUUUCUGGAUAAGCAAGAAAAACCCGUGUUUGAGCGCAUCUACAUCGGCUUCUCAGCAUUGAGAAAGGGUUUUUUGCAAGGUUGUAGGAAGUAUAUUAGAUUUGAUGCAUGCUUCUUGAAGACCGUCCUCGGAGGAUCAUUGCUAGCAGCUGUGUCAAAGGAUUGCAACAACAAGAUGUAUCCCAUUGCUUUGGCUGUCGUGGAGAAGGAGAACGAGCAUAGCUGGACUUGGUUCUUUGAGCGCUUGUUCGAAGAUCUAAAUAUCAACGACGGACUAGGAUGGACUUUCAUGAGCGACAAGCAAAAGGGGUUGAUUAAUGGCAUACAGAGGCUCGCUCCCCUUAGUGAGCACAGACAUUGCGCAAGACAUAUAUACGCGAACUGGAAAAAGAAUUUCCUAGGGCCAAAAUUCAAGGUGAUGUUUUGGAACAUUGCAAAAGCUAAUUCAAAGACAGAAUUUGAAUGGUGCUUGGAUGAGAUGCGUCAAGUGAAUGCACAGGCAGCCGAAGAUUUCAUGAGCAAGGGACCCUCAUCUUUCUGUAAGGCUCUCAUAAACUCUUUCACGAGGACCGACACUAUUGACAACAAUGUGUGUGAGACCUUUAACAGUUAUAUUUUGAAAUCAAGAGACAAACCUUUGAUUGAUAUGCUAGAGGAUAUUAGGACGAGUAUCAUGACUAGGAUAUAUGAUUUGAGUGCUGGCAUGGAAAAAAGCAUGGAUUCAUCUGAUUUACUUUGUCCUAAUAUUCGAAAGAAGCUCAUUAAAAUUGAGAAUAACGUGAGGCAUUGCAUUGUAAGGCCGGCGGUUGGGGGAAAGUUUGAAGUACAUCAUAAAGAUGAUGCAUAUGUUGUUGAUGUUGUUGGGAAGGUCUGUUCUUGUAGGUCAUGGGAGUUAACUGCCAUCCCAUGUGUGCAUGCCUUAAGCUGUAUAUUUCAUAAUAGGGAGGAUCCGGUUGCAUAUAUUGAUCCCUUUUACUAUAAGUCCAAUGCUUUGGAAUGCUAUAAGUUUGGGUUACAUCCGCUGCCUGGAUACAAGGCUUGGCCUGUAGUUGAGGGUCAUCCAAUCUUGCCUCCUCAAUAUUCUAGACCUACCGGAAGACCUAAGAAGUGUAGGCGUAGGGGACUUGAUGAUGAACAAAACAAAUCCAACACCAAAUUAUCUAUGCGUGGACUACAAAUGUCGUGCAAAAAUUGUGGUGGAUUUGAUCAUAAUAAGCGUACUUGUAAGGCCCCUCCAAAGGUAAAUUUUUGUUAUGAAUUUCUACAUUGAGAUUUAACUAUUUUUUGCAUAUUUUGACCACUAUACUCCUUCAUUUUUUAUUAACUCUAAAAAUAGCCACCGGCCCCAAAGAAUGAUCCAUUGGCUGCAAAAAAGAAGAAUCCACCGGCUGCAAAGAAGGAUACUUUGGCUGCAAAGAAGAAGGAUCCACCGCCUGCAAAGAACAUUCCAUCGGCUCCAAAACAGCCACGUGCUCCAAAGCAAAGUAACCCUACUGACUUGCAAGUAAAUAAAGAGAUUAGACAGGCACGUAAAGGCUAUGGUGCAAUGAUAUCCACUGAGACAGGGAAUAUCUAUGUCCGAGAUCCUGGAUCACGUCGUGUCCAUUUCAUUAGUGGACUUCAGAGGGCAUCAGAGGGAACCGCUCAGGGAUCUCAAAGCCAAGGAGGCAGUCAAGUAGACAACCCUACACCACCUUGAAU
Molecule: messenger RNA, 3016 nt
Organism: Salvia miltiorrhiza (redroot sage)
Lineage: Eukaryota; Viridiplantae; Streptophyta; Magnoliopsida; Lamiales; Lamiaceae
Exons: 4
Coding region: 99-2585 (828 amino acids)
Molecular function (GO): zinc ion binding
Source: RefSeq, a predicted model, not a curated record